AUACUGUCGCGGUCUCCACUGACAGCCCCUCUGUCUGCCAGUCACUACAACAGCACUAGGGCGUUUCAGGCAGUUCUUACAAACAGUAGCAGACCCCUACUUCGAGUAACGGUCUACCGUAAUGCAACAGCAGCCUAUUUCCACACAGAUAUGAAAUGCUGAGUUGAUUAAAAACAUGAACAAACCUAAAAUGUCCACAGAAAAAGGUGUACCAAGUAACUCAAGGAUUGUGAUGCUUCUGGGCCAACUGGAGAGGAUGACUGGAGAAGCUAUGGUCAAGGAUGUUGAAACAGCUCGACAGGUCACUGGGAAGAUACUGCACCUCAUUCAGACCCAGGAGAGGAGUGGGAGAGAGGUGAUGUCUAAAGGUUCCACUGGCAUGGAGGUCAUCCUGUCCUCACUGAAGAACACUCAGGAUGUCCAGACCACCCUGAACAUCCUGUCCAUUCUCACUGAGCUGCUUACUGCGGGUAGAGGUCGAAGGGUGGGACUGUUCGUUUCUAAAGGAGGAACAGGAGUGUUGUUCCAGAUUCUGACCACAGCUAUGAAAGAGAUGGCUCCCAGUGAGGAACUGAUGCUGCAGCUUCACUCACUUCUGGCCAAGGUUGGGCCAAAAGACAGAAAGUUUGGAGUGAAGGCACGUCUGACUGGAGCUCUGAAUGUCACUGUCAACUUAAUGAAACAGAAACCACAAAAUGCCAAACUGCUACUGCCCUGCCUGCAGGUCCUAAGGGUUUAUUCCACCAACUCGGUCAAUGCUAUUUCUUUGGGCAAGAAUGGUGUGGUGGAGCUGAUGUUCAAGAUAAUUGGACCAUACAGCAAAAAGAAUACCACUCUGAUCAAAGUAGCAUUGGACGCACUGGGAGCCCUGCUUAAAUCCAAAACGAAUGGGCGCCGGGCAAUGGAGAGCAAAUACAUGCCCGUCCUGCUGGCUCUAUACCUGGACUGGCAUCGGAACGACAUGCGACAUCGUCAUAUGCUAAUACGCAAGGCCUUUCUGGUCUGUAUCAGGAACGUCACAAACAUCAAGCUUGGCAGGAAGGCGUUUGUUGACUCGGAUGGCAUGAGGAUUCUCUAUAACUCGUCUGUUGAGUGUCUCUCAGUGCGAACUCUGGAUCCUCUGGUCAAUAUGUCAAGUCUUAUAAUGAGAAAGUGUUUUCCUAAGAACCGUCUGCCUCUGCCCACCAUCAAGUCGGCUUUUCUCUUCGAGCUCCCACACAUUCCUGUCGCUGGGCCCGUGGCACAGCUGUACAGCCAGCCUGCUGGAGUGGAUGAUGUUGUGGAUGUGAGUGAUGAUAACGAGGAGACUGAGGCAGACACAGAGAAUGACAGUGAGAAUGAUGAGGACGAGAAGAAUCAUCAUGCAACAAACGAUGACAUAGAGACAGACAUAAACAAACUUCACCCUAAGAAGUCUCCUAGUCGUCCGUUUGAAGAGUUGAGAGUCUAUGAGAGAUUCUUCAUGGAGUUAAAUGAAGACUUUCAGGGGCAUACCUUCGAAAGCUCAAAAAGCACCACUACAACGUUGUCACCUUCGUCAGUGUCAUCUUCAUCAUCGGCAUACUUCACAUCUUCCCUUUCGUCAUCAUUGUCCUCCAGCCGAUCUUCUCGGGCAAUAAUUGUUCCUACUGCUCAGUCUCCGUCCCCAAAGCACAUACCUAACACCAGUUCUCAGGGGGACUGCAAAGCUACCAAAGGACAAAACACUCAGGCUUAUCCUCCUGCCUCUCAAACACCUCUCAAAGUGGACAAUGUCCACCUGACUAAGGACCAAGACAAAAAAGAGUGGGCCAACAUUCCUUCUCUAGGUGGAGAUACAUCCUUGGCCUCCCUCACCUGUCUGAAGAAGACAGAACAGGAACUAGCCCACGUCUUGGAGUCUUUCUCUCUGGAAGAGCCGGGUGCUGUGAAUGCAGAAGACGAAACAAAGGGAGGCAAACAGCUGGGGUCUCCCAUCAAUACGUCAAGGAUGAAACAGUCUCCCCUGCUGUUAGAGGGUAUUGUGACACGUCGUGUGGGAGGAAGUGGAGGAAGUGGAGGAGGAGGCAGCAACUGGGGUUCAGACUGUGGUUCAGAGGGUGCAGAGGAUGAAGGAGGUGAAGGAGCACUCCUGGAGGUGCCUGAUACCGCACUGCUCCUCUCCCUGCAUGAUCCUGACCUUUAUGUGGAGAUGGUGAAGGACACACACUCAGUACCUCAGUAUGCAGAAGUCGCAUAUCCUGACUACUUUGGUCACGUAGCCCCAACAUUUCGAGAACCACUCCUGGAGAGAGUUUACGGUGUACAGAGGUGUAAGAUAUUCCAGGAUAUUGAGAGGUUGAUUCACCCUAAUGAUAUCCUGGAUAAAGUAGUUUAUGACCUGGAUAUGUCUUGUUGCCCUGUGGUUGAAGAUGAUGGUGAAUCAUUAAAGUUCAACUCUCAGUUUGAGUCUGGAAACCUCCGGAAAGCAGUGCAAGUUAGAAAGUUUGAAUAUGACCUGGUGCUAAACUCCGACAUCAACAGUAAUCACUACCACCAGUGGUUCUACUUUGAGGUGAGCGGGAUGCGUGUUGGAACCACUUACCGCUUCAACAUCAUCAAUUGUGAAAAGUCAAACAGCCAGUUCAACUAUGGCAUGCAGGUGCUAAUAUAUUCUGUACAAGAGGCAAUUGGUGGAAGACCUCGUUGGGUCAGAACAGGAGCAGACCUCUGCUACUACAAGAAUCAUUUUGCCAGGAGCUCUAUAGCAGCUGGUGGUCAAAAAGGAAAAUCUUAUUAUACUCUGACAUUCAGCACAACCUUCAGCCAUAAGGAUGAUGUCUGCUACUUUGCGUAUCAUUACCCUUAUACCUACUCCACUCUCAAGAUGCACUUGGCCAAACUGGAGGAAUUGCGGACUUCUCAUAUUUAUUUGAGGCAAGAUAUCCUGUGUGAAACCCUGGGAGGAAACAGCUGCCCACUUCUGACCAUCACUGCAAUGCCUGAGUCCAACUCCAAUGAUCACAUUUGUCAGUUCAGGAAUCGUCCAAUAAUCUUUCUGUCGGCCAGGGUACACCCUGGAGAGACCAAUGCCAGCUGGGUAAUGAAGGGCACACUGGAGUUUUUGAUGGGCACAAGCCCUAUGGCAGCUGCCCUCAGAGAAGCCUACAUCUUCAAGAUAGUCCCUAUGCUUAACCCUGAUGGAGUAGUGAAUGGAAACCAUCGCUGUUCUCUGAGUGGAGAGGAUUUGAACCGCCAGUGGCAGAACCCCAAUCCUGAGCUCCACCCGACCAUCUACCACACAAAGAGCCUGCUGCAGUACCUCGCACACAUACAAAGGGCUCCUCUGGUGUCCUGCGACUACCACGGUCAUUCCAGGAAGAAAAAUGUCUUUAUGUACGGCUGCAGUGUAAAGGAGACAGUCUGGCACUCGAACAUCAAUGCGACAACCAGUGACAUACAUGAGGACCUUGGAUACAGGGCCCUUCCUAAGAUCCUGUCUCAGAUCGCCCCGGCCUUCAGCAUGGCCAGCUGCAGUUUUGUGGUUGAACGCUCCAAAGAGUCAACCGCCCGUGUUGUUGUAUGGAGAGAAAUAGGAGUGCAGCGGAGUUACACCAUGGAGAGCACACUCUGUGGUUGUGACCAGGGUAAAUAUAAGGGUCUUCAGAUUGGAACUAGAGAGUUGGAGGAGAUGGGAGCUCAGUUCUGUGUGGCCCUGCUGAGGCUGAAGAGACUGACGGGGAUUCACAAUCACCAGCAUCUGCUGGACCUGGAGAACGAUAUCAUUGGGAUGCAGACUAAAGUUGUCAGCAGCUCCUCUACCUACGUGUUGGAGGAAGAUGAGCCGUCCUUUCUGGAGGCAGUGGACUACAGCGCAGAGAGCACCGAUGAAGACGCUGAACCUGAAACUGAGCAAAGUAGUGAAGUUCAGAAGAAUCCUGAUCUUCUUGACCAGCUAUCGGACUCUGAGACCAAUAACAGGGAUUAAAAACCAUGGGAAUAACUUGGGUGGCGGAUUUUGUUUUGUUUUAAGCAGCUUCUUGUUUUAAGCGCUGAUACAAAAUCACAAGUUAAAUGUGUCUUUACACCUGAUGGGUAAAAAGCUUAGAGUUAAACCUGACUCAACAACAAUAAAAAUAUGUUUGCCACUUUAGCACCUGUUACAUACUUUUAUACAGCUGGAUUGUUUUUUUGUCCUCUGAAGAUGACUGCAUUUGUUUUAAAGGUGCACACUGCUGUGGCGUCUAUACAGGCCUUCUAACAACACUUGUAAUGAACCUAAAUCCGCAAUCUCUAGCUCUGUAUGCUCACAUAUGGUUAACCAUGAUGGCAAACUGCAGGUACCACUUCUCCUUAACUUGAAACCUUUGUUCAUUUGAUCAGCAUUUAAACAAGCUACCUGACAGUGUGAGGUUGUGGUUUUUGAAACUUUCUGCAGUCAGGAUUGCAGGAAACUGGAUCAACCACAGUGACCAGUUGAGAGGUUCAACCAACCUGCCCUCCCUUUUUUUUCUACUCUGAUUCCUCACUUCCUUUCUGCAACGUAAAUGUGUCUGCGUCUAAAGGAUGUACUUCCUGUCUUUAGGUUUUCACAGCAGGGUAGCAUUAGUCGUACUAUAUCCGAUGUAAAGUAACCUACUAGGAUGUGAUCUAAAGGUGAACUCGGAUUCAUUUCAAUGUAAAGCUUUGUUGUAAAAAUGGUAGUUAGAGGUGUCAUAAUAAAUAGACUAAGCUGUUUGUUGGUUGUCAAUGCAGCUCAAGACAAAUCCUAACGAAGCAAGCUUUUAGCCUGUGCUUUUCACCUUUGAAACCUCUGCAAAAAGUAAUUACAAGUGCAAUGCAACAUGAACUGCCUCCAAGGUAGACACUGCUGUCUAUUUGUGUGAUUAUAUAUAUAAAAAAAGUCUGGUCAGAAUGUUAUUCAUGUUACAAUACACUUGAUGUCAUAUUUUGAACAUAGAUUGAAAUCAUGGUCACGUUAAUAACAUUCUUUUAUUAGCAGAACUAUAUCCUAAUAUCGGUCGAUUAUUCUUAAAUCACGACGUGUCUCCUUGUUUCUCUUUUACCAUGGUGGCAUAGUGGUUAAGGAAGCGGACUUGGGUCUGGAAGGUUCAGGUUCGAAUCCACCAGCUGCCAAGUUACCACUGAGGUGCAUGGCACUAUGCCCACACACUGCUCCCUGGGCGCUUAAAGCUGCCCACUGUCCACUUUGGUGAUGGGUUAAACAAAUAUAGACCAUAUAAUAAAAUAUUUGCUGAUUCAAAAUUCAAACUUUCAACUUACAAGUGAAAUGUAGAAUGUACGUGUCUGGAUAAACACAAGCUAACAGGUUUUUCAGCUUCCUUGGUUACACACAUAAUAUAUUGUGCUAUGAUAUAAUGUUAGGAUGAAGUAUUAAAUGUCCACUUGCGCUGUUGGUUCAUAGUUUUAAUAAUAGACUGCAUUGUUAUUGUUAAGCAGCAGCGUUUGAAGAGAAGCAUAUUUGGUUGCAGAAAGCAGAAAACUGCACUUUGAAUGGACAUUAUUUACACAGAAAGGGAAUGGAAACAAAACCAAAUGAGAGUAAAAAACAUUUAGGUUUCAAUCAGGUUUCAGUUUGCAAACUGGAAUUUCCUUUUCCGUUUUGUUCUCUCCAUAAGGUGUGCAAAUUAUAAAUUUGCGUCUGGGAGACGGAUGCAUACAAAGAGAUGGUGCUGUGUACUGGGAGAACAAGUACAAGUAGUUUCUUGAAUUGGUUUUUUAGAUGUGUUGAGUUUUUGUAGCAAUUGUAAAGCUAACGCAUGGCUAUAUUCUGAUUUUAUUUUGGUUCCUAUUUAUUAAUGAUUGUUUCUGUGAGACAACCUGUAUGGACAUGAGGUAUUUUGUUUUUGUGUGUGCGUGCGCACAGGACCUUAAAUUAUUCAAUUAUUCAGCUGAGCUAAUGCUCUUACAUUGCGUUUCAUCUUCCAAUUUGAUUGUCCUCUCUCACUCCCCCCAAUCUUUCUCUCCUCUCUCCUUAUCCCUUCACUUUCAUCCCUUUUUUUUUGUCUCUUUACGACCUUUUUUUUUUUUUUAGAAAUCGUCCCCCUGAGCAUCCUACUAACCUAUGCAGUUGUACGUGCAUGUGUCUUUUUUGUGGGAUUAAUAGUGUGUAUGUGGGUGUCUAUUUUGCCACAUAAAAUUGUGGGCAUUGUUUUAAUUUGCCUGUGUGUGUGUUGUAGUUUUUAGUCAGUUGUGCUGGACUAUUUUUUUAUGUGUUCUUUUGAAGUUCAAAUUGCGGGUCACCUUUUAAGUUCAUUGUUUUAAGUUCAUUGCAACAAAGAAUGAUGAACUGUGAAGAGGUGAAAAAUAAAAAAUGAAUGUAGUAAA
Cynoglossus semilaevis (tongue sole) is the source of this 6306-nucleotide messenger RNA. It is a transcript of the gene agtpbp1, whose product is annotated as ATP/GTP binding carboxypeptidase 1. The record is from RefSeq and is a predicted model, not a curated record. The coding region runs from base 176 to 3946 and encodes 1256 amino acids. NCBI's taxonomy places the organism in Eukaryota, Metazoa, Chordata, Actinopteri, Pleuronectiformes, Cynoglossidae. Gene Ontology annotation, biological process: protein side chain deglutamylation; proteolysis; C-terminal protein deglutamylation. The transcript is spliced from 26 exons. Gene Ontology annotation, molecular function: zinc ion binding; metallocarboxypeptidase activity.